Grus americana (Whooping crane) is the source of this 1885-nucleotide messenger RNA. RefSeq names its product acylglycerol kinase (gene AGK). The record is from RefSeq and is a predicted model, not a curated record. The coding region runs from base 115 to 1389 and encodes 424 amino acids. NCBI's taxonomy places the organism in Eukaryota, Metazoa, Chordata, Aves, Gruiformes, Gruidae. Gene Ontology annotation, cellular component: mitochondrion; TIM22 mitochondrial import inner membrane insertion complex. Gene Ontology annotation, molecular function: ceramide kinase activity; acylglycerol kinase activity; ATP-dependent diacylglycerol kinase activity. The transcript is spliced from 15 exons. Gene Ontology annotation, biological process: ceramide biosynthetic process; protein insertion into mitochondrial inner membrane.
CGUUUCCAGCCGAGCCGGGCCGGGCCGGGCGGGGAGAGCGGCGGCGCGUCGGUUCCCGCCGGCCCAUCCUGAGGGGCGGCCGGUUUGCCCCGGGCGGCCGGGGGCGGAGGCGGCAUGGCCGGGGCGGUGAAAGUGCUGAGGACUCUGAGGAACCACUGGAAGAAAACCACGUUCGGAGUCUGCCUGCUGAGCUGGGGCGGGAACUGGCUCUAUGGGAAGCACUGCGAUAACCUGCUACGAAGAGCUGCAUGCCAAGAAGCCCAGGCUUUUGGCAACCAGCUUAUCCCUUCCAGUAUGCCAUUGAAGAAAGCAACAGUGUUCCUCAACCCAGCAGCUUGCAAAGGCAAAGCCAGGAACCUUUUUGAAAAGAAUGCUGCUCCAAUUUUGCACUUAUCUGGCUUGGAUGUAACUGUGGUUAAGACUGAUUAUGAGGGCCAAGCAAAAAAGCUGCUGGAAUUGAUGGAAACCACAGAUCUGAUCAUUAUUGCAGGAGGAGAUGGCACAGUACAAGAGGUCAUAACUGGACUUCUCCGCAGAGCAGAUGAGGCUCUCUUCAGUAAGAUUCCUAUCGGAUUCAUACCUCUUGGAAAGACCUGCACUCUGAGCCACACGCUCUACCCUGAGAGCACAAACCAAGUCCAACAUAUUACUAAUGCUACAUUGGCUAUUUUGAAGGGAGAGACAGUUCCACUUGAUGUCUUGCAGAUCAAGGGAGAAAAGGAACAGCCUGUGUUUGCAGUGACUGGUUUAAGAUGGGGAUCUUACAGAGAUGCAGGAGUUAAAGUUAGCAAGUACUGGUACCUUGGGCCUCUGAAAACCAAAGCAGCUCACUUUUUCAGUACGUUUAAGGAAUGGCCUCAGAAGCAUCAAGCUGCUCUCAUGUAUCUGGGUCCAACUGAGAGACCUCCAGAAGAGCCAGAGGAGAAACCGUCCAGACCUCCUUUGUAUGUCAGGCUUUACAGACGACUUUGGUUGUACUGGUCAUCCCCUCCAAAAGAAGUCCCCCAGGAGGUAACCCCAGAGGACUGGGAAGAACUGAAGCUAUCCACCAUUGAGCUUUCCAUUGCAACUCGGAACAGGCAGCUCAAUCUGACACGCACCGAAGACUUCAUGGAUAUUUGCAUUGAAGCAGAUACUGUCAGCAAAGGACAGUUUGUGAACAGAGGAAGUCAAAAGAUGUGUGAUCCACAUAUGUGCCCUGAAGGGAGUCAGUGCAUCCAAGCCAGCAGAUGCAUCUUGCAACUUCCAGAGGGCACUGAGGGAUCCUUUGGCAUUGAUAAUGAGGAGUAUGAAGCUAUGCCUGUGGAGGUGAAGCUAUUACCCCGGAAACUCCGGUUCUUCUGUGAUCCCAGAAUGAGAGAGCAGAUGCUCCAUGCAGCAGUACAGUGAGAAUUCAUGUCAAAGGGGCCAGGGCCAAUGCCUCUUCAAGGCACAUGAGACCUCCCUAACUUGAUUAACCCCACCAGACUAAUAAGCCAUUUGGCUAGUUUUAUGCGCAAGGUACUUCCAUUGGAAGUGGCUGCUUUGGCUAGUCUCAAAGGGGUUAAAAAGGAAAAUUCUGAGAAAUGCAUGUUAACUUGAUGGCAUCUUUUUUUCCCCCAAAGAAGUCAUCAGUGUUCCAUUUACAGCACUGCAGGCUGAGUGCUGUGCGCCAGAUGCUACUGCUUUAAUACAAUUGUAUAUUAAAGUAAAGUGAAAGCACGCUUGUCCUUGUGUUUUAAGAGUUUAGGUCUACUUUACCUAUGUAUAAAUAUUGCAAAACCUGGGAAAAAUAUUUUGGGGGAGUAAUGCUAAGGAAGUCUAUGAAAUGUUGGAAUUGCCACAUGAAAACAGGUGGUUGGUUAUCUCCUCUGUCACAAAAUAAAUUGGAGAUUGGUGAUACAAA